This is a messenger RNA of Morus notabilis, 2439 nucleotides long. Its product is annotated as protein LYK5. Gene Ontology annotation, molecular function: ATP binding; protein kinase activity. The transcript has a single exon. The record is from RefSeq and is a predicted model, not a curated record. Gene Ontology annotation, biological process: protein phosphorylation. NCBI's taxonomy places the organism in Eukaryota, Viridiplantae, Streptophyta, Magnoliopsida, Rosales, Moraceae. The coding region runs from base 268 to 2280 and encodes 670 amino acids.
AAAAAUCGAAGCCGCGUGAGUGUUGGGUAAUUGGAUCGGCAACGGAUGAGAUGGCGUAAGACGCGUAAUAAGUCUUUCAACUUAUUGGACUGAGAGUUUCAAAGUUUGACGAAAGUACCCUCUCUCUCUCUCUCUCUCUCUCUUCCCCAGCCACCAUUAAACAAUUGAAUUGAAAUAUCAAAACCCAGAGAGAGAGAGAGAAAAGAGGACCAACAACACAUCAUCCGAUCAUCGUCUCCAAGGCUGAUCAGAGCUAUAUAUACGAAGAUGAUGAUAAGGUUCAUGUUACUUCUAGUAGUAGCGGUAGUACUGGAACUGGUGGAAGUGAAAGGGCAGCAAAGCUACGUCAACAACCACCAGCUCGACUGCUACAACCACUACAACUCCACCGACGGCUUAGUCUGCCGCCACUACGACACCGUAAACGACAUCGGCAGAUGCUCCUCUUUUCUCACUUUCCGAUCCAUCCCUCCCUACGACUCCCCGGUGUCCAUUGCCUACCUCCUCCACUCCGACCCCGCCCUCGUCGCCGCCGCCAACAACGUCUCCGACGUCGAUCGCAUCCCUUCCGACCGCCUCGUCCUGGUCCCCGUCAACUGCUCCUGCACCGGCCACCGCUUCUACCAGCACAACGCCUCCUACUCCCUCAAGACUACCUACGAGACUUACUUCACCGUCGCCAACGACACCUAUCAGGGCCUCACCACAUGCCAGGCCAUGAUGGCCCAGAACCCUUCCUUGGACGAUCGCAAUCUCUCCGUGGGCAUGUCCCUCCAGAUCCCACUCCGAUGCGCUUGCCCUUCUCCCAACCAAACCGCCUUCGGCGUCAAGUACCUCCUCAGCUACCUCGUCACUUGGCGCGACGAAAUCUCUUCCAUUGGCCGCCGCUUCGGCGUCGACUCCCAGAGCCUUUUGGACGCCAACAUGUUAUCCUCCGCUGACAUUAUCUACCCCUUCACGCCCCUUCUUGUGCCCCUUACAGCCCAGCCUUCCUCCUCAAUCGGCCUCAAUCAGUCGCCCAAUUCUCCUCCUCCGUCGCUGCCACCUCCCGAUGAAGCCAAAACUAAUUCUAAGAAAUGGGUGUUUGUAGGUAUCGGCGCGGGGGUUGCCGCUGUGAUGCUGUCUACUUUGACGUUUUGCUUCUUGAGGCGAUGGAGAAAUACAACAAAGCAAAAUGAUGCCAAGUAUGGAAAUGAAAUUAAUCCUAACCCUGAUAGUAGUGCUGCGGCCACGGCAUCAACUUGGUCUGACCGAGAGUACUACACCGCGCCACUCGCGGAUAGCAAGUCAACGUGGUCAGUUUCCUCAGGACGAAUUCGAUCUGCGGUAGAAUCUUUAAGUCUCUAUGACAUAGAAGAGGUGCGGAGGGCGACGGAUUCCUUCAGCGAAGCUAACAAGAUUCAGGGCUCCGUCUACCGGGGAAGAUUCAAGGGCGACGACGCGGCUGUUAAGGUGAUGAAAGGGGACGUCUCCUCCGAGAUAAACAUAUUGAAGCACAUAAAUCACUCCAACGUGAUCAGGCUCUCGGGAUUCUGCAUGCACCAAGGAAACACCUACCUUGUGUACGAGUAUGCCGAGCGUGGCUCUCUCAACCAGUGCCUCCAACGCCAAGCUGCUGCUGCUGCUGCUGCUUUGACUUGGAAGCAGAGGGUAGAGAUUGCCCACGACGUCGUCGAUGCCCUGAAUUACCUGCACAACUUUGCGGACCCUCCUUACAUCCACAAGAACCUCAAGAGCAGCAACAUCCUUUUGGAUGGAAACUUGAGAGCCAAGGUUUCCAAUUUGGGGCAAGCAAGAAGAGCUGGGGUUGGCAACGAGGAAGGGUUCCUGCAGUUGACAAGGCAUGUGGUGGGCACUCAAGGAUACUUGGCCCCCGAGUACAUCGACAGCGGGGUCAUAACGCCAAAGAUGGAUGUUUUUGCGCUCGGGGUGGUGAUCUUGGAGCUCUUGUCCGGAAAGGAAGCAGCAACGACCCACAAGAACAACUGCAACAAUGAGGAGUUGCUCUUCAACUCCAUAACAAGAGUCUUGCAAGGAGACAAUGUGAGAGAGAAACUUAGAGGAUUCAUGGAUCCUGCACUGACCAAAGCCGACUAUCCCUUGGAUUUGGCAUUCUCCAUGGCCCAAUUGGCUAAAGCUUGCGUUGCUCCCGACCUCAACUCUCGUCCCGACGUUCGUCGAGUCUUCAUAACUCUCUCUAAGAUCCGAUCCUCUACACGCGAUUGGGAUCCCUCUGACGAGCUUCAACGUUCCCCGUCUCUCACCGAUCAUGCCAUUUAAGGCACCGCAUUUACAUACAUUCUUCUACAUGUAGGUCAUUUUUAUAUGAUAACUGGUUGACGCUUGCCACCCUUGUCAUUCCCCCCCGUGUGGGGAUAUUAGCUUUGAGACAUCCACUUGUCUUUUCCCGCAUUGGAAUGAAACUUAAUAUUAGCGUUA